ACAGCUGCCCCAGGAGGGGCAGAGCUGCCCAGGGCUUAUGAGCAUCGUGGCUCUGCCUGGAGUUGAUGGCCUCGGUUGUCCAGUCUCAUCAGACCUGAGCCUGUAUAAACUUAGGAGACAGCCCCAGACUCUGUGGACCUCAUUAGACUUCCAAAGAAGACUGGGUCACCAGGAGGGCUCUCAGGACAUUAUCAAGGCACUCAUUUUUGUGGCUGCUACCAGGUAACAAUGGCUGUGUGAGUGUCUGCCAUGGCCCACCGCAAGUGCCAGAACACUGCGAGCAGCAUGUUGGACCACAGGGCCAGGCCAGCUCCUAUCCCCCGCGACCAGGAGCCUGAGAACGAGGAUGCAGAACUGCCCCUGGAGACCUAUGUACCCACGGGCCUGGAGCUGGCCACUCUACGGCCAGAGAGCCCCACGCCUGAGGAGCAAGAGUGCCAUAACCAUAGCCCCGAUGGGGACUCCAGCUCUGACUAUGUAAACAACACAUCUGAGGAGGAGGACUAUGAUGAGGGCCUCCCUGAGGAGGAGGAGGGUGUUACCUACUACAUUCGCUAUUGUCCUGAGGAUGACAGUUACCUAGAGGGCAUGGACUGUAAUGGGGAGGAGUACAUAGCCCAUGGUGCGCAUCCCGUGGAUACCGACGAGUGUCAGGAGGCGGUGGAGGAGUGGACGGACUCAGUGGGCCCUCAUACUCAUAGCCACGGGGAUGAAAACAGCCAGGAGUACCCAGACAGCCACCUGCCUAUCCCAGAGGAUGACCCUUCUGUCCUGGAGGUCCACGACCAGGAAGAAGAUGGCCACUACUGUUCCAGCAAAGAGAGUUACCAGGACUACUACCCGACAGAGACCAAUGGGGACACAGGUGGCGCCUCCCCGUAUCGCAUGAGGCGUGGGGACGGGGACCUGGAGGAGCAGGAGGAAGACAUCGACCAGAUAGUGGCCGAGAUCAAGAUGAGCCUAAGCAUGACCAGCAUCACCAGCGCCAGUGAGGCCAGCCCUGAGCACAUGCCUGAGCUGGGUCCUGAGGACUCCACAGAGGCCGGUCCACCCAGCGAGACCAGCCACGGACCCAGCAGGCAUGAGGGAAGACCCAAGUCCCUGAACAUUCCCCCUGAGGCUAAGCACCCUGGAGACCCCCAGAGAGGACUGAAGACCAAGACCAGGACCCCAGAGGAAAGGCCAAAGUGGCCCCAAGAGCAGGUUUGCAAUGGCUUGGAGCAGCCAAGGAAGCAGCAGCGCUCUGAUCUCAAUGGACCUACUGACAAUAACAACAUCCCAGAGACGAAGAAGGUGGCAUCCUUUCCAAGCUUCGUGGCUGUUCCAGGCCCCUGUGAGCCAGAAGACCUCAUCGAUGGAAUCAUCUUUGCAGCCAACUACCUGGGCUCCACCCAGCUGCUCUCGGAGCGCAACCCCUCCAAAAACAUCCGAAUGAUGCAGGCUCAGGAGGCUGUCAGCAGGGUCAAGAGGAUGCAGAAGGCUGCUAAGAUCAAGAAAAAAGCGAAUUCCGAAGGCGACGCUCAGACCCUGACAGAAGUAGACCUCUUCAUCUCAACCCAGAGGAUCAAAGUUCUAAACGCAGACACACAGGAGACCAUGAUGGACCACGCCUUGCGCACCAUCUCCUACAUUGCAGACAUUGGGAACAUCGUGGUUCUGAUGGCCAGGCGCCGCAUGCCCAGGUCAGCCUCUCAGGACUGCAUCGAGACCACGCCCGGGGCCCAGGAGGGGAAAAAGCAGUACAAAAUGAUCUGUCACGUGUUUGAGUCAGAGGAUGCCCAGCUGAUAGCCCAGUCUAUUGGGCAGGCCUUCAGUGUGGCCUACCAGGAGUUCCUGCGGGCCAAUGGCAUCAACCCGGAAGACCUGAGCCAGAAGGAAUACAGCGACAUCAUAAAUACCCAGGAGAUGUAUAACGAUGACCUCAUCCACUUCUCAAACUCGGAGAACUGCAAGGAGCUGCAGCUGGAGAAACACAAGGGUGAGAUUUUAGGUGUGGUGGUCGUGGAAUCGGGCUGGGGCUCCAUCCUACCCACGGUGAUCCUGGCGAACAUGAUGAACGGCGGCCCUGCAGCUCGCUCAGGGAAGCUGAGCAUUGGUGACCAGAUCAUGUCCAUCAAUGGUACCAGCCUGGUAGGGCUGCCCCUUGCUACCUGCCAGGGCAUCAUCAAGGGCCUGAAGAACCAAACACAGGUAAAGCUCAACAUUGUCAGCUGCCCCCCGGUCACCACAGUCCUCAUCAAGCGUCCGGACCUUAAGUACCAGUUGGGCUUCAGCGUGCAGAAUGGAAUUAUCUGCAGUCUCAUGAGAGGGGGCAUUGCGGAGCGAGGUGGUGUCCGCGUCGGCCACCGUAUCAUCGAGAUCAACGGACAGAGUGUGGUAGCCACAGCCCAUGAGAAGAUAGUCCAGGCUCUGUCUAACUCAGUCGGAGAGAUUCACAUGAAGACCAUGCCUGCAGCCAUGUUCAGGCUCCUCACAGGCCAGGAGACCCCGCUGUACAUCUAGGUACACCCAGCGUCGCCAUGGAGCAGGGACACCAGGCAGACCCCAACCCGGGCCCAGAGGAGCCAGAAGCCAGACAAAGCCCUGACCCCUGACCCUGCAGCCCAACCGAGAACUCUGGCUCCCCUGAAGGGUGUGUCCUU
Molecule: messenger RNA, 2642 nt
Organism: Acomys russatus (golden spiny mouse)
Lineage: Eukaryota; Metazoa; Chordata; Mammalia; Rodentia; Muridae
Gene: Apba2
Product: amyloid beta precursor protein binding family A member 2
Exons: 14
Coding region: 250-2502 (750 amino acids)
Biological process (GO): chemical synaptic transmission
Cellular component (GO): cytoplasm; dendritic spine; plasma membrane
Molecular function (GO): protein binding; amyloid-beta binding
Source: RefSeq, a predicted model, not a curated record